This is a messenger RNA of Zingiber officinale, 1536 nucleotides long. Its product is annotated as heparanase-like protein 2. NCBI's taxonomy places the organism in Eukaryota, Viridiplantae, Streptophyta, Magnoliopsida, Zingiberales, Zingiberaceae. Gene Ontology annotation, molecular function: beta-glucuronidase activity. The record is from RefSeq and is a predicted model, not a curated record. The transcript has 8 exons. Bases 1 to 1536 code for a protein of 511 amino acids. Gene Ontology annotation, cellular component: plant-type cell wall; membrane.
AUGAUUAAUCAACAUUUUUUCUUGCCUAUCUUUCUCAUCUUCAUUGUUCCAACUUUAUCUCCAGAAGUUGCCAAUGUAAUGAUCACUAUGAAUGGAUCUAAUUUAGCAGCUGAAACCAGCAAUAAUUUUAUUUGUGCAACUCUCGAUUGGUGGCCUCCCGAGAAGUGCAAUUAUGAUCAAUGUCCAUGGGGAGAAUCUUCAAUCCUGAACUUAAACUUGAGUCAUCCAUUUCUUGCCAAAGCCAUUCAAGCAUUCAAUCCUUUGCGAGUAAGACUGGGAGGCACACUACAAGAUAAAGUUGUGUAUGGCAUGCCAAAUUUGGAGCAACCAUGCCUUCCCUUUUCCAAGAGGGUUGGUGAUUUAUUCGAUUUUUCUGAAGCUUGUUUGAGCAUGACAAGGUGGGAUGAGCUAAACCAUCUAUUUCAAAAGACAAGAGCUGUUAUUAUAUUUGGUCUAAAUGCCCUAUAUGGGAGAAAUCACAUACAAAUUAAUAAGUGGACCGGAGCAUGGAACUCCACCAACGCCCGAGACUUCAUCAGCUACUCCAUAUCAAAAGGAUACAAUGUCGAUACAUGGGAAUUUGGCAAUGAGUUGAGUGGGCAGGGAGUGGGAGCUAGUGUAGACGCUGAGCAAUAUGCCAAAGAUUUGAUGGUGCUUAAAGCUAUGCUAAAGGAGUUGUACAAUGAUUCACAUCAACAACCAUUACUAGUUGCUCCGGGUGGCUUCUUCGAUCCACAAUGGUAUGCUCAGCUCCUUCAAGACUCAGGUCCCGGAACUCUUGAUGCCAUGACACAUCAUAUUUACAAUCUAGGUGGAGGUGAUGAUCCUCACAUACAAGCUAAGAUUAUGGAUCCUGAAUACUUAAGUAGUACUAUGAUUGAUACAUUUAGAACUCUCCAACUCACUAUAGAGACGAAUGGACCCUGGUCUUCUGCUUGGGUUGGUGAAGCUGGAGGCUCAUACAACAGCGGCAAUCGUGUUGUGUCAAACAAAUUCCUUAACAGUUUUUGGUACCUUGAUCAACUCGGCAUGGCUUCAAAGUACAACACCAAGGUUUAUUGUCGGCAAACAUUAAUCGGAGGGAAUUACGGCCUUCUUGAUUUGAACACUUUGGUACCAAAUCCUGAUUACUAUAGUGCUCUGUUGUGGCAUCGGCUAAUGGGGAAGGGAGUUCUUGAUAUCGAAGUUAGUGGUUCGCCAUACUUGAGAGCUUAUGGCCAUUGCAGAAAGAAAAGGUCCGGCAUCUCUAUGUUGUUGAUCAACUUAAGCAACUCAACCAAGUUCAGUGUGACUAUCCUUGACGAUAGUAGCAAAACAUUAAAACAUAGAAAAGAAUAUCAUCUCACAGCAAAAGAUGACAACUAUUUAAGCCAAACUAUGUUGUUGAAUGGUACGCCGUUAGAGCUCACCGAAGAGGGAGGCCUUCCGCCAUUGAAACCUUUGAAUGUUCUAGUCGAGUCACCUAUCGAAGUGGCUCCCUUAUCGAUUGCGUUUAUUGUUUUUCCUAACAUUAAAGUGGGAGCUUGUAUGAGUUAA